This is a messenger RNA of Lolium rigidum, 1181 nucleotides long. RefSeq lists its product as uncharacterized. The transcript is spliced from 3 exons. The record is from RefSeq and is a predicted model, not a curated record. The coding region runs from base 29 to 1012 and encodes 327 amino acids. NCBI's taxonomy places the organism in Eukaryota, Viridiplantae, Streptophyta, Magnoliopsida, Poales, Poaceae.
GAGCAAGAGAAAGAAGCCUCGGGAGAGGAUGCCGUGGGAGUUCGCCACGCCAGAGGAGGAGGCCAAGGCGGAGGCGAGACUGGCUCUAGAACGCGAGCUCAUCGUGCACGACCCCAAGACUGGAGACACUUGCUUCACCCGCGUUUGGUUCCUUGACCGCACCAUCUUCGACCUCGACGAAGAGACACAAUAUGGUCCUAUGCGUUAUGUGAAUUCAACUAUCGGUGAUGACCACAGAUUGGUUGGCUCUUUAAAUGUGCUUUGUCUGAAGAUAAUCUCCUCAGAUGUUGCCUACCCUAUCAAUGUCUAUGGGACCGUGAUAGUCAGAGAUAAUCUUGAUUAUAAAUGCAUCAACAUCUUCCGACGUGACAGAAAUAAUUGCCAGCAAGUCACGUCAAAGAAUGAAGAUCUGAUUCUGACUGGCCCAACUAGAGGAGUUGUUUUUCGUGGUGCAGCUUUCUUUGAGAUAAAUCUGAUGCUCAGAGAAGAUGGAGAGGGCAAUGACAGACAAUUCAGCAAAGUAUUGAUUGAUGUGUUACUUGGCAGAAUUAACUCUAAGGUUUGUAGCAGGACUGUUCCUAGCUGGCUUAGUGAUGUGCAACUGGUAUUUUCAUAUGUUAAAAAUGCACUGGAGGCCACAAUUGAGAUCAAAGUUCUGUCAGGGCCUGAAGUUUUUCAUGGCAAAAUAACUGCUUGCACCACUGAAGUUCCAAACAAUUUUGUGAUGUACGACAGUGAUGUUGGUGGUGGUAUGGCAGUUGAUGAUGGUGGAAUUAUCCAACUAUUGCGACAUGUGGUGGCAGUUUCAGUAGAUGAGACGCUGAUACUCAAUAUCGGUGCCCAUGGUGCUGGUCACAGUGGUAACAUGUCCAGUUGUGUGAGGAAGUUCACUCCGAUGAUUAAAGGUGCAGAUGAGGACGAGUUUGCAUGUGGUCCUUACAUUAUGCGAAUCAAAGUUAUCUGGUCAACCUUGUUUUUACCACGAGGGUAUCAGGAGCAUGCCCAUCUGUGAAUUUUUCCAUAAAACUUAGUAGCCAUACUGGACUCAGCUAUAAGUAACAUGUUAAGGUACUUGUCAUGUCAUAGCAUGAAGCCAUGGCUAUGUAUUUAUCUUAGCUAGUUUUUUGGACUUGUAACAUGUAAAUGUGUGCAACUGGGGCAAUUGUGAAGCUUAAGCGCAU